Bradysia coprophila is the source of this 964-nucleotide messenger RNA. Its product is annotated as oxalate decarboxylase OxdD-like. NCBI's taxonomy places the organism in Eukaryota, Metazoa, Arthropoda, Insecta, Diptera, Sciaridae. Gene Ontology annotation, biological process: oxalate metabolic process. The record is from RefSeq and is a predicted model, not a curated record.
CGAAAGUAAAGUCAGUAUAGUAUAACACGAAAUGCGUCUUAAGUCUCUGAUCGUUUUAGGUAUAUCACUGGCUAUAACAGACUAUGCUCCUUGUGCAGCUAAGGUUUAUGAUCAGGCAUCAAUGAAUGACACCAUACCAGAUAAGUAUUUCAACAAUCGAGAAGAGAAAUUAUUCCCUACGUCGUUCAAUCCGCCACUAACUGAUAAUGGUGGCCAGCCUCCAUUUAAAUAUCCAUUUGCAUUAAGCCCGCGAAACAUAUACGCCAAUGGAUGGGCACGACAGGUUUCCGCAAGGGAAUUGUCGAUUUCUAAAAAAAUGAGCGGAGUCCAAAUGAGAUUGAUUAUGGGUGGUGUGCGGGAACUUCACUGGCACGUAGACUCAGAGUGGGCCUACAUGAUUUAUGGUGAAGCGCGUGUAACAGCCGUUGAUGAGCUUGGUCGUGCGUUUGUCGACGAUGUAAAGCAAGGUGAUCUAUGGUUUUUUCCGGGCGGUGUCCCACAUUCUAUUCAGGGCUUACGAAAUGGUGCGUUUUUCGUACUGGUAUUCGAUAAUGGCAUGUUCAAUCCGCUUCAAACAUUUGGCCUCAGCGAUUGGUUGAAUCACAUUCCUCGAGAUGUGUUGGCUAAAAACUUCGGUGUCUCAAAAUCCGUUUUCAAUAACUUGCCGAGAAAGAGCCUAUACAUAUUUGGAGCAGAAUUUCCAAAGCCAUUGGCGAUAGAAAGGGCAGAAGCGGAACGGGGCACAGGACCAAUGCCGCAUUCUCUAGCAUUCUUCGCAAGCAAAAUGAAGCCCAAUGUUACACUGUGUGGGGGGGAGGUGAAGAUAAUCGAUAAAAAUAAUUUUCCCGCUACUAAUACAGCAGCUGCAAUUGUCCGACUUAAGCCUGGAACGAUACGUGAAUUACACUGGCAUCCUAAUGAUGAUGAAUGGCAGUAUUAUAUCGAAGGCAAGUUUUCUGCUUAA